This is a messenger RNA of Trematomus bernacchii (emerald rockcod), 6578 nucleotides long. Its product is annotated as mucin-12. The transcript has 5 exons. The record is from RefSeq and is a predicted model, not a curated record. The coding region runs from base 123 to 5807 and encodes 1894 amino acids. Lineage: Eukaryota; Metazoa; Chordata; Actinopteri; Perciformes; Nototheniidae.
GGCUGGAUGACAUACUGCUUGUUCUAGGGGCAGUUGCUGUCAUUUACCCACAACAUGUGUAAAAUGAAUUUCACUAAUUGCCUGCCUGAAAAGUGAAAACUUACCAGACUGGUUAAAGUAGGAUGUCAAUAAGUGACGCAGGAGAGUUGGAGCGCAGAGUUGUAGGAGGAGAGACAGAUACGCCUCAGUACAGAACAGGAGGAACACGGACUGCAACUGCAAGAGAACAGCAGGAUGAAACAUUCAAGCAACAGAAGCAUCGUGAUGAUGAAACGCCAACUGGACAGCAGUGUCACCAAACAGCCAUCAGACAGGAAGAAACACUCACAGCACUGAUAUCAAAAGCAGAGAGGCUUAAAGAAGAAGAGGCUGCUCACUGCGCUGAAUCAAAGGUCCAGAGCCAGAAGCCCAUUGAACGUCAAUUCACCUCCUGCCUCCAACUCAGACUCUCCAGGACUCCAGAGCUAAAUCACAGCAAGGAAUUAGCCCCCUGUUUGCACAGUUUAACUGAAACACAGAGGACUGAGGCUAAGAACAGCAACCAUCUGAUUAAUGGGACAAAAUCACCACCAGACUCCUCUAUAAAGGUAGCCUGUGAAUCUCCAUUAUCUGAAAGGAUAUCAUUUCCAGCCAAGAAGAGGGAAGAGGCUAUUACAGUUGUUUGCAAUGAAUUGGAGGCUACCAAGGACUUCAGUGUAACUCAAAGUUUCUCCAAUCAGGAGUUUGGACCUCAUGGGUGUAAUGGCUUACACAUUCCAUGUGGGCCACAGCCAAGGACUAACACUAUAUCACUUGAGUUAGAAGAGGAUAUAAAAGGCCAAACAAAGCUUGAGAGACAAACUGAUUUUGGGGAACUAUCGAACACUAAAAGAACAAUGUUGUCUUCCACUGUGGUAACAGUUCUUGCCCCACACUGGAAUGGUCGACUAAGACGGACCAAAAGAUCUGAAGGACCUGGCAAUUCUGAAGGCCAGGGGAAUUUACACGACGUGACAAACACUGCGGCAAACCGUGCACAUGAACGUUUUCAAGACACUGUGGACAGGCCUUUGUCAGCUGGAUCACAAGCCCAAUCAAGGGUGCCAUGUCUGGGUACGAGGAGAAACACAGUGGGCUGGUCCACUAAGAGUGGACCUGUAAUCCUGGACUAUGAAUCUAAAAGGAAAAUGAUUCAUACUGUCUCUUUGGAUGUAAACUCUGGAAGGAUGGACAAUAGAAAAAUGGACGCAAGUUCUGUAAGCCCUGUACCCAGAGCUUUAUCUCCUUUGUCUCCCCUCUCCAUUGGCCAAAAUGAACAAAGGAUGAAUCAACAAACUGGUCAUCAAGUAGGACCGUCAUCUUUAAGUUCAAAACCAACAACCAGCAGCCUGCUUCUGUCAUUAAGAAGAAUUCACUCAAAUGGCAGGAACUCUAAUGCAGAUUCUUCGCCCCAGAGCAGUUCGACAAGUGAUCGAGAUGGAAAAGUAUUCGCAACGCACCUUUCUCAAAGCUUUCUCAACGAUAAUGGGCAAGACAGAUCAAAGUCCUUCCUCUCUCCAUCGCCCGUUUCUUAUAGGACAAGUGAAAGUGGGCCUGCAGUAUCCCCAUUAUCCUCCAAUCAAAGAGAAAGGAACACAUUUGAAACACGCUUCUUUUCACCUUCAUUCAUAAACAAAGACAUGGAAAACACACCCUUUUCCCAACAACCUCAAUCAAUGAACAGGACCCAGUACACAGAAUAUCCAAGUAACGUACCAUCAGAGAUGCGGGAGAACUGGAGGGGUUCAGACAAAAGUACAAAUGUAUUCCCAGAGAGCUCUGCCUCUUCACCGAGACCUUCUCAAUAUGACCCAUCUGCUCUCUUUAAAACACAUUCCCUUCCUAGAAGGACCACCCUAACAUCCACUUCCUGGUGGAAACAAGUGAACCAGGAAGGCAGUUCCCCUCUCAAUGAUGAAAUGAGCAUCAAAGGCAAAACAGACACAACCUUAAUUCCACCCUGCAAUAAUAAUACAGACUUGACCUCUACAAGUCCAACUGACAACAGAAGAUUUAGUGGUCAAAUUCUCAAUAACAGAUUCAACAAUACCACAAGAGAGUCAGUUCGCAAAGGUAACAUGAACCUUGCUAUGAUGACACAGGAAAGAACUCCCAAUCUCAAACAAAGAAAUGCUGGGGAUUCACCUGAGCGUGAGUCACACAGGCUUGACAAACAGCAAUAUGGUUCCCAUUUGGACAACAGAGAACCUCAAAAGCCUCAGAGUUUGCCCGAUGUUGUGACUACUUCUAAAAUGAGCAGACCUACAGGUAACCCACCACUGAGUUACCCUAAAGAUCUCAUCAGGCACGAUGUAAAUAAUAGUUUAUUUACAACAGAUGUAACUGAUUUACCACCUACUUUGCUAGAUGCCAAGAGCCCAAAUACACCCACUGAGAGCAGCAGAAAAUUCAAUAAUAAUCAUUGUACAUCCAAAACUAACACCACCCCCACAUUUUCACAGAACAAGAACUCUCAAAAGUUUAACAAACCACCUCUUUCUCUUCCUACCACCAACAUUCUCAAUAGUCAAGCGCUUACAUCUACAACGACCCUUACCCCAAACAAUAAAACCAUUUCCUCCUUCCAAUCGGAUCCAGUUGGUUCACAGACCAAUAUUGGCAUGUAUUACACAGGCUCUUCCCAACCUCCUAAAUUCCCCAACCCAGCCAAUGCCACACCUCUUGGCUUUGAAAGACGCUAUGCUUUCGUUCACAAACCUCUCCACCCUGAAACUGUGUCCAGCCUGUUUCCAACUGGCAAUGCUACCUCUAAAACACACUGCAGUCCUGUAUCAACCAGCUUUCCUUUUACCACUGGCAGCCAUCCUGCAGCCAGAGCUGCCCCCAACCCAUCUCUCCUUACUCCUGUCGCCACUCCUGCUAUGACAUCAUCUCCCAUCAUCACUGUUUCUUCUCUCCUAACCCCCCCUGCCACCCCUUUUAAUACCAGCCCCAGCUUCUCAGAAACGUCUAGUCCUAAAGAGGGAAGGGAAUUCUUAAGCAGCCCCGAAAGUGACCCAAAGAAACUGCGCCCCCGUGUUGACGGAAAGAGAGUGAGACGAGUAACAUGGGAAGACUCAGUGGAUCUAAAGGAUCCUGAGCCAAUCACUAGCAAGAAGCCGGAACUAUCUCAAGUCCCAAAAAGCCCUCUAUCUGUCUCUAGCUCCCCACAAAGCCUCAAAAAUGCAUCCAUCUUUUCUUUUCUAAGAUCAAGCAAUCCAACAACAAACACACCUCCUCUUUGCUCCCAUACCCCUAAGACCUCUGGCAUACUUGUGGUGAAAGGAGGGAAGUAUCGAUCCUUAUCGUCUGACUCUGCUGAUUCAGCAUCCAGAGAGCAAAAGAGGUUUAAGCAAAGACCUUGUGACAGUAUGAUCCUUGAUCCAGGAAGACAGGACUCAACCACACCUAGACCUGAGAGGACACUAUCAGUGGAGUCAGUUCAUUGUCGUUCUUCUGCUCCUCUCUCCCUCCCUCCUGACUUUUCAAGUGGUUAUAAACUUCGAUAUAGUGUCCCACCUUACUCCAGUCUCAUGUCGUCCAGGUCAACACAGGGAGAAACUAAGACUAUAAUACCCAGAUCCCCCCUCUUUCCGCAGUCUCAGCCAUAUGUUACCCCACAUCUUUCUAUGAGGACUGAUCCAGUUGCAGCCACGACAUUUCCUACCUCUAAACCCCCUCUGUCGCCUGUCAGACAACCCCAGCCCCCACCCUUGCCUUUCCAAAACAAAACUGCAACAACCCAAGGAAGUACACAGUGUGGCGUUUCAGAAACGUAUCACGUCAACUUUAAUAGUAGCAAGAAUAACAGCCAAGAUUACCAGAAUGGUCAGAUAUUACUUAUUGACAACAGAUUUCAUCAAGGACUCAACUCCUCUUCACCAUGUGUAACAGAAACACUGGUUUACAGUGUUAAAUCCAAAGCAGAUAGAGCUGUAGGUGCACCGCAGUACACCACACCUAACCCUGUGCAACAUACUGCGGUUUCUGUGGAGACCAAGUUGAGUCAACAGUCACACAGAGGGCAGAGUAAGGAAGGUACAAGAGAACAACGUGGCCAUUCACCUCAGAGCUCCAGUGAUAGCAGCUCAACAGAGAGUCAGCCUCCUGGUGAAAGCUCGAACAGGAGAGUGAAGGACAAUGUACUGGGUAAGAGUAGAUUUUUUUCAAUGGAGGGAAACAAUGAACAAAGCCCAAAGAGAAGUCGGUUUGCACUUAAGAAAAGUGUCAGCACACCAAACUCCAGUUUGCACAGAUCAGAGUCUGAGAGGGCCAGCAAGACUAAUAACAAAAUGGACAAGGUCUUAAGCAAACUGAAAGAAAGAUUCAGCUACAGACUGUCUGAUGAUGAUGUAUUGUUUCCAUGGAAAUGGAAGCGAGCCUCCCAAACACCUUCUGUUAGUGGAUCAAGUGACAUCAGUGAUAGCACUAUUGAGAGUACCCCCAAGCUAAUGCAGCAAGAGCAGGACAAAGGGAUGCUGCUGGGGGACAAUGGAAAGGGAACAGAGGGAAUUCAUAGAUGGACACCAAACAGAUGCACUCUGAGACCACCCUCAGGUCCUGGGAACAUAAUGGCAGGAGGUGACCUUUGCAUUUGGCCAGACAUGUCACAUCCAGAAACUGACCAAAAGGAGCUAAAUGCUUUUGCAGAACACAGCAACAGUCAAAACAAACCUCAAUUUUCCAUCCAGAGCCUACCAAUCCAAUUGGACUUUAAUGAAGACAGCGGGGCAGAUUCUAACCCAACAAACCAGUACCUCUCUUGCAGGAGCCCUAAUGCCUCUACUCAGUUAGGUCGGUCUGCAUCUAGCCCCAGAAGCCCCUUCUCACCCUUCUCUUCACUUUCGCCGGUCUCCCCAUUCGCCUCACAGGAUGUUUCAGACGACAAUGUAUUUUUUAGCCCAAAGCCACAGCGCCGUAGAGAUACCCCCUCACCAUGUGAGCAGGGAGAAGGAAUUAGCCUGGGGGGUUCAAGAAGAAGCCGGGCAUCCAUUGGUCCUCCAAGUGCAGGUCCAGGACAGGACGAGGAAGGCUCAGCAUCGUCCUAUGCAGACUUAAAGUAUGGCAUUGAGCCUGGGAGGUCUUUUUCUGUGAGUUCAGUACUGUCCAGCAGACCGUCAGGGCCUGGUCGCAUCUCAACCGGAUCCAGGUUCAUGAGUGUGGGGGACCUCUCUGAAUCUGCCUUGACUUGUGAAGGCAACGGUAAGGACCUGGAUCAGUGGUCUGUUCAUCCAGAUUGGAGCACAGAAAAAGAUUGCCAACCAAGUAAGGACUGUCGAAUGCCAUAUUUGGCCAGCGACCCUGGUAAAAUGAGGUCCAGAUCUCUUCCUCGAUCACUGACAAGGCGCUUGGCAAAUUGGAGUUCAGAAGUCCCUGUUUCUCCUUCUGUAACAACCACAACCUCAAAGCAAGCCCGCCUUUGGAGCCCUAACAUGAACACUUGUCACUUUGCAUGGGCAACAGAGGGUCCUCCAACCCCUCCUCCUACCCCACCCCUAUCACCAGUGUCCAGACGCAUAUCCCAGCCCCCCAGCCUUUCCUCCCCGACCUAUCCUGGCUCGUCAGGGGCCUCAAUGCAAGUGGACAGCCAGUCCUCCAAAGGGCUUCGGCCCUCAAGAGGUUAUGAAACCAGCCUUAGCACUUUUGAGGAGUCUACAGACAGCAGUUCAGACACAACAACAGAUGAUGAAUAUUAUUUAGAAACAGGUGAAGACGAAGAAAAGAAAAGAGACAGAACUGUAAAGGCAAACAUUUGUUUUUUAACCGUCCCUUCGGUCAAAAUCUCUUAGACCCAAAGUGGGGCUAACAUCUGUUAUUUAAAGUAUGUCUGCAUGUCUCCCUUUCCUGGGACGUAAGGACAGUUUUACGCCAGAAUAAUUUGCUUUUAAAAAAAAAAUGGUGGUUGUUGUCAAGUCCAAAAUACCUUAGAUGAGCAAGCAUGAUAUUAUCAGCAUUGGUUUAAAGCUUAUAAUAUAUGUGCAGUAUAAUUGCGGAUCUGUAAUCUGCAUUGUUUAACAUGUAUAGUUUUGAGAGUUGCAUGGUAUCAGUGAGGGAUUUACAUCUAUGUAGUGUAUGAUCAAACUUGUGUAAGGUUGUAGUUUUUACCUAAAUCCUUUCUUAAGGUUUGCAUUUCAUCCUGCUACUUAACAAUAAGUGCUGAGGUAAAGUUGAUAAAUGUUCUAUCAUGUGACAUUCCAUUAUCUUUUUUAUGUAUACAGAUUGAAAUAAAUAUGGUAAGUUAUUAUUAGUUGUCUUUAUUAAAUAAGGACAUGUAUAAAACAUGAUGAUUUAUGCCAGAUUAAGCUUGAGCUGGUAUAUAGAGCAAUCAACAGAUGUUGUAAGAAUAAAGCAGAUUGUUUUUCUCAGUGUUGUUUAAAAAAAAUGUAUUAUGUAUUUUGAAAAAGAUUUUUUUUUAAAUGUAAUUCUACUGAAUAUUAACAUUUGAUGUCGAACAUUAUUCACUGCUUUAAACAGUGCUUGCUUUUAUUUGCACAUUGGCAAUCUUAAAUCUUAAUAUAUCUAUUUUAUAAAUAAAUGUAUUUCAAACAGUAACUCAUGUU